Messenger RNA from Nothobranchius furzeri (turquoise killifish), 848 nucleotides. Its product is annotated as receptor activity-modifying protein 1. The record is from RefSeq and is a predicted model, not a curated record. Lineage: Eukaryota; Metazoa; Chordata; Actinopteri; Cyprinodontiformes; Nothobranchiidae. Gene Ontology annotation, biological process: G protein-coupled receptor signaling pathway; calcium ion transport; intracellular protein transport. Gene Ontology annotation, molecular function: coreceptor activity. Gene Ontology annotation, cellular component: membrane; signaling receptor complex; cell surface.
UUGUUUUGUCCCGUGUGUGCUGUAGCAGCCAGACAUGAGGGGCUCAGAUGACAGCUGGGAGUGGAAAGAAGCUGCUCCUGGGCAGGGUCAAUGGGAGCUUACACACUUCCGUCAAAGUAAUUGUAUUCAAGCUUUGCUGUUGGAUCUGAGUCUUUGUCUUUGGUUCACAAUGAGGACCGUGACACUGAUCUCCAGGGACUGAAGAGGUUUUAGAGUCAGGAUUCAGCAUGGCUCCACUCCUGAGAGUUGCUCUGCUGCUGCUGCUUCUUACAGCUCAAGUCAUCCCUUCAGUGUCUGGAUGCAAAUCACAUUUCUACAAAACCACAAUCAGAGAUUUCUGCUUGGACAAGUUCCACUUGGACAUGGGAAGACUGGACCCUGGCCUGUGGUGUAGCUGGCCAGACACAACAGAGACUUACGAGGGACUAACUAACUGCACAUACCAGGUGGCCUUGAGGCUUGACUGCUUCUGGCCCAAUCAGGUGGUGGAUGACAUCUUUGUGCAGAUUCACAACAGAUACUUCCAUGCCUGCGCUUUGACUGGUCGCCUUCUGCACGACCCACCCAUCGCCAUCCUGGCACCGUUCAUCACUGUGCCAGUAGUGGUCACUCUGCUCAUGACUGCUCUAGUGGUUUGGAGGAGUCGAUGCACACAAGGGGUUCUUUAGGACCAGCUGUGCUCCUGAAUAAAAGCUAGGGUCUUGGAGAUGAACUCAACACCCCGUUUUAAAAAUGUGAUUAAAUAGAAGUUGCAGAGAUUUUUUUGCCAUGUUGUGAUAAAAUGUAAAAAAAAAAAAAUGCUAAAAUGUAUGUGUGAAUGAAUAAAUGCUCUAUUUGCUUUCUCUGUG